Messenger RNA from Scaptodrosophila lebanonensis, 1927 nucleotides. Its product is annotated as organic cation transporter protein. The record is from RefSeq and is a predicted model, not a curated record. Gene Ontology annotation, cellular component: membrane. The transcript is spliced from 6 exons. Gene Ontology annotation, biological process: transmembrane transport. Lineage: Eukaryota; Metazoa; Arthropoda; Insecta; Diptera; Drosophilidae. The coding region runs from base 1 to 1770 and encodes 589 amino acids. Gene Ontology annotation, molecular function: transmembrane transporter activity.
AUGAGUGGCGUGUUGCGUCGCGGAUCCUUGAAUUUUGAUCGUCAUGGCUCGCGCGGUAGCCUUGAUGGCAACCUCAGCGACGAAACAAAGCAAGUGCCGCGAACUCCGGAAGUUAGUGUCAUAGCUUUGGACUUCCGGCGCCACUCUAAUGAUCUGAAGAAGGACGUGCGGGAAAACGAAAACAGUGAUGUGUCGCCCAGGGACUUGAGUCAGGACAUUGACAGCGAUGUGAUAUCAAACUUUAUUGGACACUAUAGGAAAUGGAGUUUCUUGUGGACGUUCAUUUUGUGCCUGUUCCAGGUUCCCACCACCUUUCAUUUGUUUAUGCAUGUGUUUUAUACCACCGAUAAGGACUUCUGGUGUGCGCGUCCCCCCCACUUGAUGAAUGUGAGUGUCUUCGAGUGGCGCAAUCGGAGUCAGACAGGGAAUGGUUGCAGUCUUCUCAACAUUGACUACAACGAGGUGGCCUUUGACAAUGGCCAGUGGCUUAAUUGGCCAGAGAACUCUAGCAACGCUGGCUAUGUAAAAUGCCCGGAAUUUGAAUUUAGCGACGUGGAUGGCGUUGCCCAGACAUUGGUGCAGGAAUUUGGACUGGUCUGUGAUCGUCAAACCAUGGGAAGCGUUGUAGAGAUGUGCUUCUUGGCUGGAGCAGCUGUGGGCGCUGUAUUGAGUGGUUGGAUCUCGGAUCGCUUCGGUCGCCGGCACACGCUCAUGAUCUUUGCCACAAUACAAACAUUUGUUGGGGGACUGUUAGCCUUUUCAAGGUCGCUGACCAUGUACAUGUCCUUACGGGUCAUUGAUGGAUUCGCUUGCAUGACCGUGACCGUGGUUGGCUUCGUGCUUGUGGUCGAGUUAGUAUCCGGAAAAUGGCGGACUAUUAUCGGUAUACUAAACAUACUGCCUGUGGCUAUAUCCUAUGUCCUAGCAAGUGGUCUUGCCUACUUGAUACGGGACUGGCGCACUUUGCAAAACGUUAUAUCUUGGCCUUUCCUGGCUUUACUUUGCAUUUGGUACUGGCUGCCGGAAUCACCUCGUUGGCUGCUUGCCCAGGGUCGUAUAGAAGAGCUGGUCCUGCUCAUUCGGCGAGCAGCUAGAAUGAAUGGCACCAGCUUGCCCGAUAAUUUUGAGAAAACCCUCGAGGCAGCUGUACCCGUCAGUGCGGCAGAGAAUGGCAAUUGCUCGGAAGGCGAUUGCACUGCUGCCCAACCGAAUCCCCUUUUCGUCGUGUUCAAUAAACAAUACCUCCGCACCACUUUACUGACCUUAUUAAUAUGGUUGAACCUAAUUAUUAUUUACUUUGGCCUGACCCUGCACCUUAACAAUCUUGGUGGGCAUGUUUAUGAGAAUAAUGCUAUAGCGGGUUCGCUGGAGGCCGUUUCGAUCUGCAUCAGCAUUUUUGUGGUGUUGAAGUUUGGAAUAAGACGAAGCCUGAUUGCCUAUAUGCUGAUACCGGGUCUUUGCUGUCUGGGCACAAACUUAGUGCCCCAUGGAAGUGACAGUAGUCCCGGUGUUAUUGCCUUGGCCAUUAUAGCUAAAUGCUUGAUCGGUGCCAAUAAUGCCAUCAUUCCAACCUAUACGGCCAUGCAAUAUCCAACUGUAGUGCGAAAUUUUGGAUUGGGCAUGGGUAAUAUGGCGUCGGGUGUAGGUCUGAUUCUGGUUCCUUAUGUGUGGCUCUUGGAACGAUAUGAUUCACUUUUGCCAUUAAACAUUAUGGGUGUAUGCGGUAUAAUCGGCGCUGUUGCGAUUCUGUUGAUGAAGGAUGUGAACUAGCCGGCCCUAUAGUUUGCCUGCGUGACUGUGAUAUAUCGGAUAUUGUCUGGGUGCUAUGUACUACAAAAAGUUUUCUUUUCAUUCACUCUAAAUUUGUUAAUUUAUUUUGCAUACUGUUCUUGUUAUAUAAUAAACUAUUUACAUCUUUAUUAAGCAA